This is a messenger RNA of Penicillium pulvis, 1254 nucleotides long. Its product is annotated as putative PHD finger domain protein. Gene Ontology annotation, biological process: regulation of DNA-templated transcription. NCBI's taxonomy places the organism in Eukaryota, Fungi, Ascomycota, Eurotiomycetes, Eurotiales, Aspergillaceae. The transcript has a single exon. Bases 1 to 1254 code for a protein of 417 amino acids. Gene Ontology annotation, cellular component: nucleus; Rpd3L-Expanded complex; Rpd3L complex. The record is from RefSeq and is a predicted model, not a curated record.
AUGGCGCACGGCGCGGAAGACUGCGCGACCGUCCUGGAACAGUUUGUGCACGAUGCAGCAAACUUGCCCGCUGAGAUCAAUCAUUUAAUGGAGGAGAUUCAAGCCAAGGACAAAGUUAUGCAGGAAUGCCGGGCAACUAUCAACUCUCGCGACGGCAGCAUCCAAAAGUUCAUUAAACUUAACGGUAGCCUGGCGCCCAACCCAAAAGAAGAACAGUACAGCAAAUCCGUUCUCCAAAAUAUCGAUCGCAGCCAACAGCUUCAAGAAGAGAAGAUUCAACUCAGCGAGAAGGCAUGCGUCCUACUAGAUCGUCAGAUUAAGCGAUUGGAUGUGCGCAUUCGAGACCUAGUCAACGAAGGCCUACUCACAAACGACCCUCCUCUUCCCUCACUCUUCGACAACAAGAAUAACUAUCGCGACCCACCUCGUGUCUUCUUUCCAGACUCCAACCCCUCCGAACCGUCCUCCUAUACCACCCCUCUCAACCCUACAUCUGGAAACACAAAUCCCAUCCUGGCUGCAGCACAGCGUCUGAACCAGUCCACCACUCCCCGCCCUGUUCCCUCUCUCGCCGUGCAAGCAGCUGCUCGAAGCUCAGCACCUGCAACCCCAGCUGGAAGCACAGGCGUGCACCUUCAACAGCGCCAGCGCGAGCUAUCAGCCGGCGCAGUUGACAGUAAACGCCGACGCCUAAAUCACCCCUCUCUAAAUACUCUCCCGGUCGCCUCAUCAAACCUCCGCCAAUCAUCUAUGGGUCCAGGAACGCCUAAAGCCGGCACACCAGUCACCAGCCGUGCAGGCAGCGCAGGCCCACGCGCAAGCGGAGCGAUCAAAAAGCCUCUCACCAAGAAAGUCGCGCCACAUCAGCAAGUAAAGAGGCUUAAGUCUGGUUCCAACAAAGCAAGUAAACGGUCUUCGAGUACUGGCCACCGGGUGAAAUCGUCGAAGAAAUCGCCUAAUGGGGAAGGCGAUGAAGACGAUGAUUCGCUUCUCAGCAGUGCCGAUAUUUCAGAUUCAGAUAAGAGCGAUACUGGUGGUGGUGAGGACGAUAUGGAUGAUGAUGAGGAAGAGGAGGAGGGAAACGAAGAUAGCAAGGUUUAUUGCACUUGUCGAACUGUUAGCCAUGGGGAUAUGGUGGCUUGCGACAACGAUAGUUGUCCAUAUGAGUGGUUCCAUUGGAAGUGUGUUGGUUUGACCAGGGAGCCUGCGGGGACAUGGUUUUGUGAUGAGUGUAGGAAGACUCUUGCCAAAUAG